Mobula hypostoma (lesser devil ray) is the source of this 1378-nucleotide messenger RNA. It is a transcript of the gene ccdc43, whose product is annotated as coiled-coil domain containing 43. The record is from RefSeq and is a predicted model, not a curated record. The transcript is spliced from 5 exons. The coding region runs from base 81 to 725 and encodes 214 amino acids. Lineage: Eukaryota; Metazoa; Chordata; Chondrichthyes; Myliobatiformes; Myliobatidae.
CUGGCCACUAUUGCGCAGGUGCCAAGCAGGCGCCUCGGCGGGCAGUCGCAGGGUGGCGGUAGGACCCAUUGCCGUACAGCAUGGCCGCGGCCAGUGGGGACGUAGCGGGGUUUGCCGUGUGGCUCAGGAGGCGGCUAGAAGGGAUGGAUAUAGAUGGUGAUGUCUACGGCUCGUACAUUAACGGCAUCCUGCGGGAGGGAGAGAACGAAGAAGAACAAUCUGAGGCUCUUCAAGGCAUUUUAUCUACUUUGAUGGAUGAAGAUUCAUUAAAAAUCAUUUGCAAAGAAAUAAUUCAAAAGUGGUCUGAGAUCACAAACAAUAUCACACAAGAGAAAAGUAUUGAAGAUGAAGUACACACCAUAGCAAGUAUGAUUGAGAAACAAGCCCAGAUUGUUGUGAAACAAAAAGGUGUUUCAGAAGCAGAGAAACCUACUAAAGCUGCCGUUCUUGCACAGUAUGCAAAUAUAACCGAUGAAGAGGAUGAAGAUGAAGCGGGACAUGGAGGAAAUGGAUCAUUUAAUUUUGAUAGUGAUAAGUCUCUUUUCAAAAAUACAAAUGUUGAAGCUGUUCUUGUUGCAAAGAAAGCAGAAAGAGAAAAGGCUCGGGAAGAUGCACAGAAGAAGAAAGAGCAAGAUAAACUGCAGCGAGAAAAAGACAAGCUUGCAAAGCAGGAAAGGAAAGAAAAGGAGAAGAAGAGAACACAGAAGGGAGAACGGAAGCGGUAAAAAUGGCUAGAAAAGUCUCAGUACAAAGCUUGCAUCCACAAAUAUUAUGAACUGUGCUGUACCAGCCACAAUUUUGUUUUGAGGAGUUUGACAUCUGAUAUUUGAAAAACUGCUUUUCAUAAAAUGUGUAAUUUUUGCAAUGUAUUGUGUCAACAUUGAAUUCCAGUUUAUAGCACUCAUUUGUUAUAGGCUGUCUGUUUCAAUUUGCUGUGACGUAUCUAGACAGCUAGGCUGCAACAUCCAUGGUCGACCCUGACCAACAGAGGCCUCAUCAAUAUUCACAGAGACAAAAGUAGUUUGUGAAGCAGAAAUCCCUUCAGUGAAGGGAGAUUCUUGUGUAUUUGAUUAAUUGCAACUAAAUAAUGGAGAAUGAACAUUGUUAUUAAGAUUUUUUUAAAUCCCAAUUUCUGGAUGGCUUUAACUCUUUGAAAGAUUCCGUACUGUUCAGUGCUGAAAUUUAAAUCAUUUAUUGAGUUGUUUUGAAGUAUUAUUCACUUUAAUUCUUUGACUUGGAAAAUAUUUAAAUUGUAAUUCGUGAGAAUAAACAUAAGUUGUUCACCUUGUAAAUAGUGUUUGUUACUCUUAAUGAUGAGUUUGUAAGUGAAGUAGAUUAGAGGAAAAUCACUUACUAAGGAGAACUUCUAACUGUAAUC